Molecule: messenger RNA, 1129 nt
Organism: Harmonia axyridis
Lineage: Eukaryota; Metazoa; Arthropoda; Insecta; Coleoptera; Coccinellidae
Product: muscle LIM protein Mlp84B-like
Exons: 6
Coding region: 124-1065 (313 amino acids)
Biological process (GO): sarcomere organization; muscle tissue development
Cellular component (GO): cytoplasm; nucleus; Z disc
Molecular function (GO): structural constituent of muscle; actinin binding
Source: RefSeq, a predicted model, not a curated record
CAAAAUUUGACGUUAGUUCUGACCGUUAUGAAAAAUUUUAGGGAUGGGCCUUAGAUAGCCCUCCUAGUUCGAUUUAUCCAAUUUCGCAACCUCCAAAUUCUUGUAAAACUGCAACAAAAAAAGAUGCCACAAUGCGCAGCAUGUGGUAAGAAAGUCUGUCCUGAAGAGCCUAGAAUCACUCUCAAUAAGGUCUGGCACAAGUGCUGCUUCAGAUGCAACAAGUGCAACUGCGAUCUGAACGCUGACUUCGCGAGGGUCUACAAAGGUGAAAUCUACUGUCAUUCGUGCUUCAAGAUGUUCAGGAAAUAUUGCUCUUUCGAAGGAGAGGACGAGACCGCCACCAUCGAAGAACAUUACGACCCAUGUUGCUCCAGUUCCAGUCAUAACUGCUGUCGGCUGAGUCCCACGCACUCCGAUGACUGCUUCCUUUGCAAGAACAAGAGGCGAAGUUGCAGAAGUGGCUGUCACGCCUUGCCUAGGGAACUGGCGAACUACUGCAACAGGAACCCGGUAGGGGAUAAACGGAUAACGCCGUUGUGUCUCAAAGAUCAUUGUAGACCAUGCGUCCACCCAGUCUUCCCGUGCCAGCAGCCCAAGAGCAGGUGUGGCUUCAGCAGACGCAAAUGCCCCGUCAUCAGUUGCAUGUCGAGAUCGUCAUCGUGCUUGGACAAAGCCGCGCGCAGCCUUAGCAAGAGGCGAGAAUGCUCGGACUCCUGCGAAUCUUUGGAGAAGUUCGGGGGCUGCAGGCGUGUUUGUAACGCUAGAAAAAGUUGCGGUGAGACCAGGUACGGAUGUCAGAACAAGAUGCACUGCUGCGAUAACAACAGAAACCACAAAUAUACCGGAUGUGCUCCAUGUAGGAGAUGUGGGCACAAGGUAUAUGCAGCAGAGAUUGUACUCACUUCUUACGGAGCUUAUCACAACAGCUGUUUCUCUUGCUAUUCCUGCCUCAAACCCCUGGAUGCCACAAACGUCGAAGAACAUUGUGGAGAGAUAUUUUGUCGACGUUGUUACAAAAAACAUUUUGGUUUCAACAAUUACGGCUUCAGGAAUAGAGUGUUUUAGGAAGAACCCUGUCAUAAGUCUAAUGAUGUAUUGUCUUAUUGUAACAAUAAACGUAUUAGUUGAA